Molecule: messenger RNA, 393 nt
Organism: Maylandia zebra (zebra mbuna)
Lineage: Eukaryota; Metazoa; Chordata; Actinopteri; Cichliformes; Cichlidae
Source: RefSeq, a predicted model, not a curated record
UUAUCUAUCUCUAGUAUGCAUUUGAAGAACUCAUAAUCUUCUGUGUUCUCCCUAGCUGCCCUGGGCUUAUCCGUGGCCUUCAUCUUAAAAUUCAGAGACAACAUGUUCCAUGUGCUGACUGGCCAGUUCACUACUGUUCUGGUCACAGGCCUCUCCCUCUUCCUCUUUGACUUCCACCCUUCGCUGGACUUCUUCCUCCAGGCACCCACGGUCCUGCUGGCCAUCUUUAUCUACAAUGCCAGCUGGCCCAAGGACCUGGAAUAUAGCCUGCAGCGGGAGAAACUACGGGUCAUCAACGGGGAGGUGUUUGAGAGGUCAAGAGGGGACAGUGAGGAGCUCGAGCUCCUGACAAAGGUAAAUGCAGACAGUGUUUCUGAUGAAGAGUCCUUGUAG